AUGGCGGAAGAAGAUAUCAACAAGAUGAUGAGCUCCGACGGGGAGAUAUCAUCAAUGGCAGAGAGGGCGGCGAGUCUGUUGCGGGAACUGCGGCAACUGAUCGAGGACGGCUGCGCCGCCGCCAAACCCCUCGCCGAGAUGGUCGAGUACUGCGCCAAGCACGCCGCCGGCGACGAAGCUGAAGGCAAGGAAGAGGAGGUAUUAGAUGAUGGCGAGUCCAGCGACGAUGAGGAGGAGACGGACAUGCUCAGGCUGGAGGCCAGCUCGAUGGACGUGGAGAACAUGCUCAGCGUGGCCGCGCAGCGCACGGCGGAGCUCAUCAAGGACAAGGACAAGCCGCCGGAGCCAGAGCCGUCGCCGGAGCCAUCGCCGGAGAACGACCCCUUCCACGGCUUUCACAGUUUGCAUUCAUUUACUGAGCACUGCUACACGGACUAA
Molecule: messenger RNA, 438 nt
Organism: Oryza sativa Japonica Group (Japanese rice)
Lineage: Eukaryota; Viridiplantae; Streptophyta; Magnoliopsida; Poales; Poaceae
Product: SKP1-like protein 5
Source: RefSeq, a predicted model, not a curated record